Molecule: messenger RNA, 192 nt
Organism: Paramecium primaurelia
Lineage: Eukaryota; Ciliophora; Oligohymenophorea; Peniculida; Parameciidae
Source: the annotation of a GenBank genome assembly
AUGGAGAACUCUUGGAAAAUAUAAAGAUUGCCUUAGGGAAUUGUUGCAGCUACUUAUUUUAGAUAAAUAUUAUUAGCUAUUAUAUAUGGGCAUGAGAAAUAUAUUGUUCAUAGGGAUCUAAAGCCAGUAGAUGUUAGUUUUGUUAACUAACCAGAAUUCAUAGUUAAAGCAAUAAGUGUUGAUAAAUCCUGA